Seminavis robusta is the source of this 2988-nucleotide messenger RNA. NCBI's taxonomy places the organism in Eukaryota, Bacillariophyta, Bacillariophyceae, Naviculales, Naviculaceae. The record is from the annotation of a GenBank genome assembly.
CCACACCCCAACAACACCAUUGUUUUUGCUGUCUACAACUAAGAAUGUCCAUAUGGUAGUGUAAGCAAGGCCAAGCAAGGCAUGAAGAAAGGGAUCAGUAUUGCCCUGUGUGCGGGUGUUCUGGUGGCAGUCGGAGGGUUUUUGUAUAACUCGUGGGACGUACGGCAAUUCCGACCACCAGCCGCUGCAGAACAUCAGGUCCGCUCCAGUGCCACUCACCACCACCACCACCACAUUAAUAAUAAUAAGGAUCAAGAGGACAACUACAACAACACAAUGAUGAUAGGGACACAACCAACGAGACCGAGCAAUCUUUGGAUCUAUGCGGAAGUCUGGCACGAAGGAAUGGCUGGUUGGAAGGAGACUUUUACCGAACUGCUUUCAUUGGCGUACAAUUUAAAAGCCACAUUGGUGGAACCGUGCUUGGCAGGUGGGAAACGAAUUGGCUGUGGCUUGUUCCUGGAAAACAACAACAAAGCUGUCAUGGCUGACAACAACAACACGCCAGUAGUAAUUCGAUUGGGAGACAUGUUUGAUCUUCAUCGAGCACGCACCCACUUUUAUCCCCACAUUGCCACCUACGAAGAAUUCCUGCAAGCACAACAAGAACAGCACUCCACUACUGCCAUCAAAACAUUUCCUGCCUGUCUCAAAAAGGGAGGAACGUGUCCUGUGUCCCAUCUCAAGCAUAUGAUUAUUGGGGGUAACAACAUCAACCUGGAACACUACAUCAAUACUACCUUUCAGCAAAAGGAACAACCCGACUUGGAUUCCGCCAUUCAAUACAGUCAAGAACAUCCCAACACCAUGACCAUUAUUGCUAUUUCCGACAUUCGUAAAAACAGUUUGCGAUUAUGGAAAAGGGGAACGGGGCGAAGAGCACAUCGCCUCGACAAUGCCUUUUCCAGUCAAGACCUGCUCCACUUUCCACCGCGUCAUUAUCAAGUCGUCGACGCCAUGUUGGAACACUACCUGCGAAUAAAGCCCGGGACGCCCUAUGCCGCUCUGCAAUGGCGACCUGAAGUCAUGCGCGACGAUUACAUGCCGUGUGCCCACGCCAUUUUGGAAGCACGAGACAUUAUACUCCAACAGCAACUGCCUCCAAACAACACGAGCAGCAGUAGUGCUGGUAGUCUGCCAUUUGUGCUCAUUUCACCCUUGAGUUUGGUACCAUCGCUCCAAUGGGAUGGAGUUGCUCUCGCUGCCGAUGCCAGUCCCAACACGUCCUAUCCAUCCCUACAACUACUCCUGGACCGGGGGUUUCGGAAACUCGAACAGGGAUAUACCACGUACAUGGCGCAACAGACACAAAACAACCGUGAUACUCCGGAUCUGCUAAAGGACAUUAACCUGGACAAUAUGGACAAAACCUUGUGGACCAUUUGGGAGUUCAUUCUGGGGCAGCGGGCCAAGGUAUUCACAACAUGUAGUGGAUGCGACAAGGAUAUGGACUACUGCAGCUUUUGCAACUACCAAGGAUCGGCAUCCAAGUACGCUCUUUAUUUACGGGAGCAAUACACACAAGAACAAGAACAACAAGAACGAGGCAAGGAGAUGAUUACCAAUCGCUGCUGGCCAUCCAAUAAAACGUUGACGCCUCCACCACCUGCCAGAGGAAGACGAAAAAAGGAGAAUCGAUGAUGCUAAAAUCGUAUGAAUGGAUGAUGAUGAUGCAGAAACGCCUUUCUCCACUAUUGGAAUCAUACAAUGACGCCGAGGCCGGUAGCUACGGUUUAGGCUCCACUGCUCGAAAGGACCACCGGCAUGCCCGUGACGUCAAACCAAUAGCAAGCAACUAUGAGCAAAAUUUUGGAUCGACUCUAAGAGUUCUACUAGAGUUACGUAGCUCUGGCUAGCGCUGGCAAAAGCGGUUGGUAGAAGCUUGUCGUAGUGACUGUCAAAGUUUUGAUUCUUGUCUUCGUUGGUGGUGGUGGUUUGUCAGCGCCGUUGCCGAAUGCAAAAAGGGUCGUAGCACUUGCUGUACAUCCGAGUCCGGAAUGGAGUCCAAGACUGCUGACGACAAAAACUGAAAGUCGUGAAAUCCAGGAGCCACAGGUUCGGCAAGGAUACUGUAGUCGGUAUAAAUCUCUUGGCGGGGCAGGAGACGACCGCACUUCCAUGUUGUGUGAACCCUCGGCAGAUGGGUCUUGCGAACUAAGAGGACAGGGCAAGUGUGACCGGAAUCGAAUCCUCAAUCUGCAAUCGGGAGAAUCUCAAUCGAAUAUAUUCAAUCUCGAAACUCGAAACCACUCGCCCAGAAACUCCUCCACGCAUCCAUCUCCAGCCUGAUCUGAUCUGUGCCAUACGGUGCUUUCGCUAUGCGUGCUUCGUUCGCACAGCAAAAGGCACGGUAGCGUGCUAGAGGUAGAGAAACUCAUCUUCACUCUUUUCGAGGGGCAGAAUCGAAUGAUCAACUCGACUCUUCGUUCCUUGUGCAAGCGAAGAGCAGGAAGCAACUGAAAAGCAUCGAAGUGAAAAGUGGCUUGGCUGUGAUGGCUGCUUAGGCACACUGAAACACCCAUUGAAAUGAAAGGGGUAGAAUGAUAUUCUGUAACAUAGAUGGAUUUCACUGAGUUGACCUGAGAGCUAUACCGGUACCUUGUACUUCCUGCGGUUCAGAUCCAAAGUACGGUUGCAACCAGCGGCUGGCUGGGUGGCAACGAAAGUGAGUACUAUACUCAGUUUAUCUAUGGCGGGUAGACUCUCGAUCCGCCUACCAGUACUAUCAUGCCUCAACGGCGGGAAUCCAAUCGUUAGCGGAUAGGGACCGCUGGCUGCCUUCAACAUGAGCCAAACGCACGGAUAAAUGAGCUCUGCAGAUACUCAAACCUGCAUCCCGUGCCUUAUUACAGCAUCCUCGAUUGAGAUUGAGCUACGGUGUGGAAAUAUGCGCAGAUAGCGUCUAGUUGAGCUAUGCAACCGGAUAGAUUGAUACACUGCUUCACUCUCUCUUAGACUACUACUGGUAACUGGUCAUCAUCAUAUGUA